Messenger RNA from Urocitellus parryii (Arctic ground squirrel), 2520 nucleotides. It is a transcript of the gene Lrrc28, whose product is annotated as leucine rich repeat containing 28. Lineage: Eukaryota; Metazoa; Chordata; Mammalia; Rodentia; Sciuridae. Gene Ontology annotation, cellular component: cytoplasm. Gene Ontology annotation, molecular function: protein binding. The record is from RefSeq and is a predicted model, not a curated record.
CCUGUCCKGAGGUUCAAGUGUCAAGGUCCCUUGGCCGAGUCUCCGGUGGGGACGCUCCAUACCUGACCCGGCAAAAACGCCUGGCUGCAGCGAGUGGGACUGUGGACUGCCCCGGGCCUUGGGUCACCGAGGCUGCUGGGUCCUCCUCGCACUCCGUGGCCAGGGGAUCGGACAGUCCGCCUAACACCGAAAUUGACCAAUUUUGACAACAUGUAGUGCUGCAUUGUGCCUGAUGGGAUAUGAUCAAUCAUGGCAUCCGAACUUUGUAAGACGAUCACUGUGGCAAGGCUUGAAAAGCACAAGAAUUUGUUCUUAAAUUAUAGGAAUCUGCACCAUUUUCCAUUGGAGUUACUGAAAGAUGAAGGACUGCAGUACUUGGAGAGACUCUAUAUGAAAAGGAACUCCCUUACCACCUUGCCAGAAAACCUUGCUCAGAAGCUUCCAAACCUUGUGGAACUGUACCUUCACUCAAAUAACAUAGUAGUGGUUCCAGAAGCUAUUGGGUCCCUUGUAAAACUCCAGUAUCUGGAUCUUAGUGACAAUGCCUUAGAAAUUGUUUGCCCAGAAAUUGGUCGUCUGAGAGCUUUACGUCAUCUUCGAUUAGCUAAUAAUCAACUGCAAUUCCUACCUCCAGAGGUUGGCGAUUUGAAGGAGCUGCAGACACUAGACAUUUCUACCAAUCGUUUGCUAACUUUACCCGAGCGGCUUCAUCUGUGCCUUUCUCUGCAGUACCUCACUGUGGACCGCAAUCGUCUAUGGUAUGUGCCGCGCCAUCUUUGCCAGCUGCCCAGCCUCAACGAACUCUCCAUGGCUGGAAAUCGUCUUGCAUUUUUGCCACUUGAUUUAGGUCGAUCUCGAGAACUGCAAUACGUAUAUGUGGAUAACAACAUUCACCUGAAGGGCUUGCCRUCUUACCUGUACAAUAAAGUCAUYGGGUGCAGUGGCUGCGGAGCCCCCAUCCAAGUGUCUGAGGUAAAGCUGCUCUCCUUUUCAUCGGGGCAGCUGACUGUCUUCCUCCCAGCUGAGGUGAAGGCCAUAGGGACAGAGAACGAUCACGUCCUGCCUCUGCAAGAGCUGGCCAUGAGAAGUCUGUAUCAUGCCUACCACAGAUUUCUAAAAGAUCUGAACUUUUUGUCUCCAAUCUCAUUACCCAGAAGUCUCCUGGAGCUGCUGCACUGCCCCCUGGGGCACUGUCACCGGUGUAGUGAGCCCAUGUUUACCAUCGUCUACCCCAAGCUUUUUCCCUUGAGAGAGACACCGAUGGCAGGGCUGCACCAGGGGAGGACAACUGUUAGUUUUGUGGCUUACUGCUGCUCCACCCACUGUCUGCAGACUUUUGACCUGCUGAGUUGAUAAACACUCAAGAGCCUCAGGAGCACUGCCGGCUUGACACCAAGGCCGCCUCUGAGUUGCACACUGUGUGCGGCARGGCUUGGAUAGUCCAACCAGGGCAGAACAGGCCCUUCCAUCCUGUCCUGUCUCAUGCGGGGGCAUGCAGAACUCUCUGGAAAUGUCAUAUUGAGCUGCACAGCUAAAACGCCUUCACCCUUCCCCCAAGUUGGAAUAUAUCCUCCCCCAAAUUAAGGACAUCCUGUCUUCUGUGUUUUUUUCCUUUUAUGUGAGUGUGUCUCAUACGUAAACUAUUUAGUUUGAUGAACCUCCACACGUCUAAUUUAAAGUGAGUUCCCUGAAGAACUAUUAUUUGAUAAUACAGGCAAAUUAACUUUUGAACAGCUUACCUUCAGUGAUACUUCUCCUGCUCUCUUUCUUUCCCCCAGAGGAUUAUUUCCCCAUGCGAUUAUUCUCCAUGGUUUCUCCAGUGGAAACUUGUCAGUUUUUAGCAUCUCAUCACACUCCAUGGCCUAAUAGUCUCGCAUACCAGGGUGGGGUGCCUGAGUUGGCGGCAAAGUUAGACUCCUGUGGAGGCGCAGCAAGAUCCCAGAGCACACACCCUCUGGAAAGUUACAACCUUAUUUGUAAGUUUUGCAAUGUAUUAAGAGACCAUCAAGAGGGAUUUAAAAACGAAAAUGAAAUACACUCUGAUUUGAAAGACUAUAUACAAAAAAAUAAUUUAAAAAAUGUUUUAACUUCCUAAUGAGAUUCUUUUUUAAUAAAUGAGAAGCUCAAGAAAUAUUUGAGGCUUUAAAAGAUCUUAUCCUUUCUAGAUUUAAGCAUUUUUCUGCAUAAUAAGAAAAGGGGAGAAAACACACACCAAAAUAAGACCUCCCUGUUCCCAUUAGGUGGGUUUAUGAUUAAAUUCAUACUGAUUUUGAGCUAUCAUUGUUACAUGUGAAAAAAUGGCUUCAGCUACGUCUGCUACUAGUUGUUAGCAGGGCUAUCCAAAGUACAGCUUGAGCGCAUUAUUUACCUAGUGCAUGAGCUUGUGUUCAUUUUGACUCUGGAUUUCUUAUAUAUGUAACAUUGUUGUCCAGAUAUCACUGAGAAAAUACAGGUGAAGUCCAAACAGCCUUGGGCUUUGGUUAAAAAAAAAAAAAAAACCUCCAUAAACAGCCUGUGAGC